AUGCUCGUUGAUGAACUGAAGACGCUACGAGAGAGCCUUAUCACUCUGGAGCUGGAGCCACUACGAGCUGCCAUCCGCGGAGAGUCAGUCCCCAACGAGUUCCCGCAUGAGUUGGUUUACAAGUGUCUGGUCGCAGGCAUUCGGUAUCAUGAUGGCUUCGCUAUUGAACUUCGUGGCAAAUCGCUACACCCAUCCUUGGAGCGAGCCUUCAACGCUAGGGACAUCAUGAGUAACCGGAUACUCAAGAUGAAGAAAGCAGAAGACAUGCCAUAUUGCUUCUGGCACCCCGAUGUUCCCAGUCAAGAUACUUUGCGACAGCUCUUGAAGGCCCAUCCUACACUUCUCAUGCGCUACAAAAUUGGCCGAGCAUGUGCUGCUGGCGGAUACGUAGAGCUUUACAAAGAGCUAGAUCUUCUUCCUGAUGUUGCCAUUGCAGAGGAAGCUCGCGAUAAUUUACCUGCCUCUCAAGGCAUUUACGAUCUGGUAGUAAAUUCACGAAAUCUCUACCGUGUCAUGAACGAUUACAAUCUUUGUCUGUUUGACGAGCCUGAGGCUGGAGCCUUUCUGAACGGUGAUACCUGUGUUCGGUCAACACUAGACAAGAGGCAGCCAGUACACCAUGAAAUCUUCCCUCCCCCCUUUGACAUCACCGAAGAUUGGUGCUUGGGGGCCGACGGGAAACGGCUGGAAGAGAGAGCCAUUCCAAGCGAGACGCUCGCUCUACUAUACGCUCCCUUGCCACGACACCUGCCAAGAGUUGAUAAAGACAUCCUCAUUCUCAUGGCUGCCUUCACAGGGAACAUCGACCGCUACAUCCGACUAAAAAGACCUCGGCCCAUCAAUGGCGAAAUGCAGUGCAUAGUGCACGGUAUUUACCACAACACCUUUUUCGCCAAGUGGUGCUUUGAACAACCAGAACUAGCCGUGCUCCAAAAGUUUGUUCAUGCGCGCUUUAUCAUGGACGAUGAUCUGACGUGGCUGAACGACGAAAGGUCUUUCACCAAAGAUGACAUGCCGCGUAUUAUAUGGUAUCCGCAAACAGCUAACCGGACAACAUAUCUCGAGCUGCUGCGGUUGAUACCCGAGCUGAAGCAGCUCGUAGCCCAGGCAUUAGUCGUUUCCGACAGCCCGAUCCAAUUUGCGCGAAUUGAGCCAGAAAUCACUCCGGAAAUAUACGCAGAGAUAAUGAGUAGCACUUGUUCUGAUGCAUUCGAAGAGUUUUUACAUCAGCGACUUUCGGAAGAGAAAGAGGAGGAACUGGCUGAAUGGAUGGAACUUCCGCACGAUGUCCACGACGUGGCUCCCUAUGAUCACUUGGUCUCGAAGGAAAUGAAACCAUGGUUCGCUAAAGCCCUCAAGGAAGUGACUUUGGAUGAUGUCGGUUUUGAGAAUAGAGAAGUGUAUGAGCCAGAGACAAGAGACGCUAGGGAUUUGAUGCGCUACAUGUCUGCGUUCCCUAAGAAGCCGAGGGAUCAUUGUAGAGAAGAGAGGGACGCGAGGAUGGCAAAUGUAGUGGGAGAGACUAGCAAGGGAUUAUAG
Messenger RNA from Fusarium verticillioides 7600, 1539 nucleotides. RefSeq lists its product as hypothetical. NCBI's taxonomy places the organism in Eukaryota, Fungi, Ascomycota, Sordariomycetes, Hypocreales, Nectriaceae. Bases 1 to 1539 code for a protein of 512 amino acids. The transcript has a single exon. The record is from RefSeq and is a predicted model, not a curated record.